AUGAAGUAAAAGAUUAAAUCUUUUCUAAUAAUAUUCUAAAUUUGCCUUUUUACUGUGAAUGCCUAGUAAAAAGGAUGCUGUAUUAAUAAUCUUUUAAUUUUAGCUUCAAAAGUAGAUCAAUUAUAAAUAAAUCUUCGUGAUCACCUAUUUGAGGGAGAAGAUCUUAAUUAUGAUUUAAAAGAAGAAUAUUUAAAAUAGUCAAUCCGGUUGCAAUACAGGGAACAGCUCAAUUCAUGUGACUUGUAUUUUUAAAUUUAAUUCAUUUAGCUGCAACUAAUAUCAGAUAGGUAAAAGCUUUUCGCUCCAGGUAAACUUAAUAAUGGAUGAAUUGUUUGUCUUUUUAGACCAAAGUAAGACAGAAGAGUCAAUUUUUUUUCAGAAGGGUAUUAGUCUAUGUAGAAUAUAAGAUAAAAUUCCAACUUCGGAUUUCAAAAAUAUGGUGAAAAUUGCACCAGUGAGUAAUGGUCUAUAGUGUUUCGAUGUAGAAUACAUUUAAAACAAUAAAUUCAUAAUUGAUUGCUAAAAGGAAGUGAUUGAUAAUUAAAUUACAAAAAAAACUGAUGUAUUUUAUCUCUACUCGAAAUAAACAAAAGAUAUAACUUUUUUUGAAGAUGAAGCAUUCAUCAAAUUAUACAACUAAAGAUAUAUAGGGUUGUAUUACUAAAAAAGUGAAUUAGGAAAUGAAACAACUUAAAUUGUUAGAGUUACACUAAGUUAUUCUUUGAAACCUAAAGAAAAACCUUAUUAAAAUCCAAUUGUGUAAACUUAUAUAUUGAGUUAAAUGAUUAAACUCUACUUACAAACUAUCUUUUAGAUGAUGUCGACUCUGUAAUUUUGUUUAGAAGAAGUGAUCUUAAAUUUAAUAUAGUGGAUUUCAAGAUUUCUUAUAAUGGAUUCAUUUACUUACUAGACUUCUUACAGGGUCUGGUGGUGGUCAAAUUAUUGUAAACAGGGGAAUGGAAUUUAGUUCAUAAAUUUUAUGAAUUUGAAAGAAAAGAAAUAUUAUUUGCCUUCGAUCAUAGUCAAGAAGAGAAAUUGAACUACUCUGAAGAUGGUAUGAUUGUAUUUCUUUAAUAAAACAGCUUUUCUGUUUCAUAUAAAAUUUUUUAUGGUACUCAAUAACUGCCAUUUAUCCAAUUAGAUUAUCCAAGCAGUAUUAAAAUAUCUCAGGAUAAUAUUAUAGUAAGAAAUGAUAAAAAGGCUUAUUUUUAUAAAUAUGAUUUUGAAAAUCAUAGAUUCUACCUUAAUUCUUAAUUAAAUAUAAAUUCCACUGAUAUCUUAUUAGUGAAUGAAUUUGAAUCAGAUUUUAUCCUACUAAAUACCAUAAACUCAUAUAGAUAUACAUUUUCUAAUGGAUAUCUAUAUUUUCCUGGAAGCGAUAAGCUUUAAGAAAAGAAAGUCAUUGUUAUUAAAGUCAAAGCUCCAAAUAAUCAAUAAUGUGUAGUUUCCCUAACAUAUUAAAUUAUCGAAGAUAAUGAAAGUUGGAUUUAUAGGCUAGAUGAUCAAUCCAUGCCUUUUCCAAAAUCGAUUGCAGAAGGCCAAGCUCAAUCGAUAAUGAAAAAAUAGGCCUCAGGACGUAAUCUUUAAUAUAAAUUAACUAAACCAGUAUAAAUUGGAGGUACAGAAAUUACCACUUCUAUAAGAAAAAGAGUAGAACUAAUUUAAAGUCCUACUUAGCCAAAAAAUGUGAUCUUUGCUUAAAUGAUUUCAACUUAAGAUGGUAGAAUCGUCUAUUAAUUUUUGUAAACUGAAGAUUUGGCACUUCAACUUCUAAGAUGCAUUUAUUCUCCAAUUUACAAGGAUACAAACUAAUGUGAAGUUUUUGUUUAGAAUUUAGAUAUUUCAUCUAGAUUAACCAGAUACAAUUGUUAAAUUUGGCUAUCUAAUUAUAAAUUUUAUUUAAUGUACGUAGACACAGAUUAUAGUGUUUAGAUUUUAGGUCUUAGUUAAGACAAUUAACCUUUUUACAAUUUAAAAACAAUAAAAUUAGAUUCUACAGACAUCAAAUUAAAUUUUAAGUAUUUUUUAAUACAUGGAUUAUCUUUUAAUUCAUACAGCUAAUAAGGAUAUUUUUACAUUCUUUAUUUACAGACCUGAGCUUUCCGUAUAAGCAACUUUAAAAAAAAAUUCAUUUUAAUAAUAUGAUUAUGAAGAUUGGGAACCAAAAGCAUUUUUCACAAAUAAAAAAUUAAACCCAAAUAUUCUUUUUAUUUAAUAUAAAAAGAAUAUUCUAAUUUUAGACUCAAAUUUUACUUUGUUUUCAUUCAUUAACACCAUAAAAAUUACUCCAAAAUUAGAUUAUUCAAUUUCUAUAGGAAAAGUCACAUUUUUUGUUGUCCAAGGCAAAUCAUCUAAUGAUGCAAAAGAUGCUUAAAUCUAUGAAUACAACUUUGCAGAUAUAGAUCAUGUCUAUUUGCAGAAGAAAUUAUACUUUUGUUGGUAUGAUAUUUCUACUCCUUUAAAUGCUGACUUUAAUGAAGAAACUGGUCAUUUGUUUGUUAGAGGUGUCUGUCUAUACAGUAGUAAAUCUUUUUUCUUAGUCGUCAAACCUAAUACUCCUCAACAUGAAGCCUUGGACCGAGCUUGGGAUAUUGCUGAUGCACUUAUUUCUGACUAAAAAUAAAUAUUAAUUGCUUCAUGUGGAUUACAUUAAACUUAUUUGUAUUUAAAAGUUGAAGGAGAAGAAAAACUCUAUGCACUUUACAAUGAAGCUAUAAUGAUUGUUAACUCCAAAAUCAAAUAAGAUAUUUAUUCAGAUUUCUUUUCAUUAAAUUUAUAGAUAAAUAAUUAUAACUUCUAAGGUAAGCCUGAGAAAUUUAACACUUUAAAUAUUUCUUAAUAAGUGAAAAUCUUCUCUACUUUAAAUAAAUUACAUUCAAUAAGAAUGACUUCCCUUUUUCAUAAUCUGGUUUAAAAAUAUUAUCAAUUUAUGAUAUUCAAACUAUUAGGUUGGGUAACGAAUGGUAUUCUGGAUAAAUUGGAAAUUUUACAAUUGAUUGUGAAUAAUGCUAAACCAAUAUUCAAUUGUAAACCGCCAUUUAUCCAAUCAAUCAAGAAACCUUUAAAAAUUUGA
This is a messenger RNA of Paramecium primaurelia, 3073 nucleotides long. The record is from the annotation of a GenBank genome assembly. NCBI's taxonomy places the organism in Eukaryota, Ciliophora, Oligohymenophorea, Peniculida, Parameciidae.